Messenger RNA from Echinops telfairi (small Madagascar hedgehog), 2702 nucleotides. It is a transcript of the gene PTPN9, whose product is annotated as protein tyrosine phosphatase non-receptor type 9. Gene Ontology annotation, biological process: protein dephosphorylation. The transcript has 13 exons. Lineage: Eukaryota; Metazoa; Chordata; Mammalia; Afrosoricida; Tenrecidae. The coding region runs from base 1 to 1827 and encodes 608 amino acids. Gene Ontology annotation, molecular function: protein tyrosine phosphatase activity. The record is from RefSeq and is a predicted model, not a curated record.
AUGCUCACAGUCCAUCAGCAGCCAUGCUCACAGUCCAUCAGCAGCGUGUGCGGUUGGCAGUCUCUCCACACCCUGGGCGGCAUUUCAUGUCUUCUGUUUUCUGGGGCCACCAAGCAGUUUCUUGAAGAGGUCAACAAGUGGACAGUUCAGUACAACGUGUCCCCACUCUCUUGGAACGUGGCUGUCAAGUUCCUCAUGGCCAGGAAGUUCGAUGUGCCCCGUGCCAUAGAGCUGUUCCACUCCUACAGGGAAACGCGAAGGAAGGAAGGCAUCGUGAAGCUGAAACCCCACGAGGAGCCCCUCCGCUCCGAGAUCCUCAGUGGGAAGUUCACCGUCUUGAAUGAUCGGGACCCCAUGGGAGCCUCCAUUGCCCUCUUCACUGCCAGGCUGCACCACCCCCACAAGUCGGUCCAACACGUGGUGCUGCAGGCUCUGUUCUACUUGCUGGACAGAGCUGUGGAUAGCUUUGAAACGCAGAGGAACGGACUGGUGUUUAUCUACGACAUGGCUGGUUCUAAUUAUGCCAACUUUGAGCUGGAUCUCGGCAAGAAAGUCUUAAACCUGCUGAAGGGAGCAUUCCCGGCACGUCUGAAGAAGGUGCUGAUCGUGGGAGCACCCAUUUGGUUCCGAGUGCCCUAUUCGAUCAUCAGCCUCUUGCUGAAGGAUAAAGUCCGGGAGAGGAUUCAGAUGUUGAAGACAUCUGAGGUCACCCAGCACCUCCCUAGGGAGUGCCUUCCUGAAAACCUGGGGGGCUACGUCAAAGUUGACCUCGCCAGUUGGAAUUUCCAGUUCCUGCCCCAGGUGAACGGCCACCCGGAUCCCUUCGAUGAGAUCAUCCUGUUCUCCCUCCCACCUGCCUUCGACUGGGACUCGGUGCAUGUUCCAGGUCCCCACGCCAUGACCAUCCACGAGUUGGUGGACUACGUGAAUGCCAGGCAGAAGCGGGGCAUCUAUGAAGAGUAUGAGGACAUCCGCCGCGAGAACCCUGUUGGCACUUUCCACUGUUCCAUGUCCCCCGGAAACCUCGAGAAGAAUCGGUAUGGCGACGUGCCCUGCCUGGACCACACUCGGGUGAAGCUGACCAAACGAAGCGGCCACCCUCAGACAGAUUACAUCAAUGCCAGUUUCAUGGAUGGCUACAAGCGGAAGAAUGCUUACAUUGGUACACAAGGCCCUUUGGAGAACACCUACCGUGAUUUCUGGCUUAUGGUGUGGGAGCAAAAAGUCCUGGUGAUUGUCAUGACCACCCGCUUUGAGGAGGGCGGCAGGAAGAAGUGUGGGCAGUACUGGCCACUAGAAAAAGACUCUCGGAUCCAGUUCGGUGGCUUCCUCACAGUGACCAACCUAGGAGUGGAGAACAUGAAUCACUAUAAGAAAACCAUCCUGGAAAUUCACAACGCAGAGGACCGGCAGAAACGCCAGGUGACCCACUUCCAGUUCCUGAGCUGGCCAGAUUACGGCGUCCCCUCUUCGGCAGCUUCCCUCAUUGACUUCUUGCGAGUGGUCAGGAACCAGCAGAGGCUGGCCAUCAGCAGCCUGGGGGCACGCUCCAAAGGGCACUCCCCCGAGCCCCCCAUCGUGGUCCACUGCAGCGCGGGCAUUGGCAGGACAGGUACCUUCUGCUCCCUGGACAUCUGCUUGGCACAGCUGGAGGAGCUGGGCACCCUGAAUGUGUUCCAGACUGUGUCCCGCAUGCGGACCCAGAGGGCGUUCAGCAUCCAGACCCCCGAGCAGUACUAUUUUUGCUACAAGGCCAUCCUGGAGUUCGCUGAGUGGGAGGGCAUGGUGCCUUCCAGCCACAACCUCCUGGCCUUGGGGGGUCAGUAACCUCCCCACCUGCUGGCCAGCCCUCCGUAAACUCCCCUGGACACUGCGGAGCCGGCAGGUUGCCAUCAGUUAUGCUGACACCAUGGACCAACCUCUCUCUCUCUCUUUCUCGUGUCUCCCAGCACACGACCUGUACACAAGGCCCCCUUUCCCUCUGGCUCGAUAGACGUGGGGACAUUGCCCCCAGGAAGGGCCAGCAGCAAUGUGUUCUUCACUCCCAGCACCUGCUCUCGAACUGUGCCUUAUUCAAACCAAAAUGUGGCUGUCUAUUUUGCCAGGGGCCCCCAGGUCACUGGGGAAGGAACCUCCCCGGCCCCACCCCAAUGCCUUUCUCCUUCCCUUUUGCUCACAUUUGAUGAGGAGGUUCAAUGAGAUGCCUCCCUCCCCCCAGGAGAGCUUGACCAAGUUACCUAUUCUACAGGACAUCCCGAGUGCCAAGCACGUUUAUACCUAGGGCGUGCCCCAGGUUUUGCUGUCAUUCUGUGAGUGUGUGUGUGUGUGUGUGUGUAUGUACUUAGUGUAUGGGUCCAUAUGUAUGUGUGUGUAUAUACUAUAUAUUGUAUGUGAUACUAUGGUCGUAUUCUAUAAAUACAUAUACACACAGAGUCCUUUGUAGACGUUCGUGGGGCUUCGUGGUGCAGUGUAGACCUGCUUGCUUCUUAGCCCCCACUGUUUCUCCUGGAGUAGCUGGGGCUGGGGGUGGGGGUCCUGGCUGCUGUUGAUGGAAGAGUGGUGAAGGAGGACACAUGGACAUCCCUCUUCAGGCUCCUGCCCCAGGCCUCUGUCCUUAAAUAGUGACUUCUCUCCCUCUGACGUUCCUGGGUGGCACGCACAGAGUUAACGGGCUUAGCUAACCGAAAGGUCGGAGGUUCAAG